CUCUUGUAUCACAUUCCAUCAGUACACAUAGUUACACAGUUACCUAGCGGUCAUCAGCGUGUCCACACGACGAGAAAACGUGAAAAGUGAGGUGGGAACAAGUUAUAAACGUUGCACCAUCCGAGUUUUACCAUUACAAGUUUCAUUCCACAGCCAAUCAGUGUACACCCACCUGGUGCACCUGUUUAAACUUUAAUUAAAACUAAAAUCAAGCAUUUAACGUGAUAAGAUGAAAGUGAUAUUUAUUUUAUUGUUACUGGGUUGUAUCGCAUGCAGUUAUGCUUUGAUUAAUCAAUGUUCAGUUGGGAGAAAACUUAGUAAUCUCGACAAUGAUGUAAAAUUAUCCGGAUGUAGAAAAACCUACUGUCGUUUAAAAAAGAAGGCCAUUACAUCAAUCCAAUAUAAAUUCACAACAGAAAAAGACAUUAAAAGUUUACGUAACGCUGUGUCGGCCCAAAUCGCCGGAAUACCUUUCCCAUUCAUCGGAUUUGAUGGUACAGACGCAUGUCCAAGUAUUUACGAAGCCGAUGGCGAAACUAAAGCCGUGUGUCCUUUGAAGGCCGGCAAGGAAUACAUUUACAAAAACAACAUUGAUGUUCUGGAAAUAUACCCAACUAUUAAAGUCGUGGUGCGAUGGGCACUGGAAAGCAAUCAAGGACAACUGAUGUGUUUCGAAGUUCCCGCGCGAAUCGUCAACUAAAUUUUAAGGUUAGACAUUGAGAUAUUGAGGUUAUGGAGUAAUAUGGCGCCGAACUGUAAAAAUGCAGCUUUAUUCGAUUAUAAACCAAAUAAUAACAACAGUUAAAACAUUGAAAUAAAUCAAGAUAUUCUCUGUA
Messenger RNA from Dalotia coriaria, 836 nucleotides. Its product is annotated as NPC intracellular cholesterol transporter 2-like. Gene Ontology annotation, biological process: sterol transport. Bases 230 to 700 code for a protein of 156 amino acids. Gene Ontology annotation, molecular function: sterol binding. Lineage: Eukaryota; Metazoa; Arthropoda; Insecta; Coleoptera; Staphylinidae. The record is from RefSeq and is a predicted model, not a curated record. The transcript is spliced from 4 exons.